Molecule: messenger RNA, 4303 nt
Organism: Esox lucius (northern pike)
Lineage: Eukaryota; Metazoa; Chordata; Actinopteri; Esociformes; Esocidae
Gene: slc30a6
Product: solute carrier family 30 member 6
Exons: 15
Coding region: 64-1740 (558 amino acids)
Biological process (GO): transmembrane transport; monoatomic cation transport
Cellular component (GO): membrane
Molecular function (GO): monoatomic cation transmembrane transporter activity
Source: RefSeq, a predicted model, not a curated record
GUUUUUAUAGUAUCUCUGAUGGUACUCAAUUCUAUCGAUUUGAAGUAGAGGAGAAGUCCCAAAAUGGCGAUGGACGGUAUGUCCACGUCUACAUCAGGACUAUCAUAUCACAAUGACGGGGACUUUUAUCCAAGAAAAUUCGGUUCCAAGCCGGACGUGGUUCCGUCUGGGGUGACUGAGAGGAAAGUUGGUCCCUUGGAUAAACCUGACAUGGUGGCGGUGGACGUUAUCAACAACGAUUCAGAUAUCCCAAUGCACAGAAAAAAACAAGAAACUGACACGUAUGUGCUGGGCACUAUACACCCAUUCCGGAAGACGCACAGGUCCUUAUUUGGAAAACUCUCUCAAGAAUUCCGCUUGGUGACUUCAGACAGACGGUCUUGGAGGAUCCUGGUUUUCGGCUUGCUGAACCUCCUUUGUACCGGCUGUCUGCUGCUGUGGUGCAGCUCCACCAACAGUAUGGCCUUAACCGCAUACACAUACCUCACCAUCUUUGACCUCUUCAGUCUAAUCACAUGCCUGCUGAGCUCUUGGGUGGCCAUGAAGAAGCCUAGUCAGCUCUACUCUUUUGGGUUUGAGCGGAUGGAGGUCCUGGCAGUCUUUUCCUCCACAGUACUGGUGCAGCUGGGAGCUCUGUUCAUCCUAAAAGAAAGUGUGGAGAGAUUCAUGGAGCAGCCAGAGGUGCAUACGGGUCGUCUGUUGGUGGGGACCUUUGUGGCUCUGUUCUUCAACCUGCUAACUCUGCUGUCCGUGAAGAACAAGCCCUUUGUCUACGUCUCAGAAGCUGCCAGCACCAGUUGGCUCCAGGAGCAUGUCGCAGACCUGAGUCGAAGCCUGUGUGGGAUCAUCCCUGGCCUCAGCAGUGUCCUCCUUCCUCGGAUGAAUCCCUUUGUCCUAAUCAACGUGGCCGGAGCGCUCUCACUUUGCAUCACCUACAUGCUCAUUGAAAUCAAUAAUUACCAUGCUGUGGACACAGCCUCGGCAGUGGCCAUUGGCCUCAUGAUCUUUGGCACCAUGUAUCCCAUGAGUGUGUACAGUGGGAAGGUGCUCCUUCAGACCACUCCCUCCCAUGUCAUCGGUCAGCUUGACAAACUGCUCAGAGAGGUCUCCACUCUGGACGGGGUCCUGGAGGUCCGUAAUGAGCACUUCUGGACGGUGGGCUUCGGCUCUCUGGCUGGCUCCGUCCACGUCCGGAUACGCCGGGAUGCCAAUGAGCAGAUGGUGCUGGCCCACGUGACCAACCGCCUCUUCCCCCUCGUGUCCACGCUGACGGUUCAGAUUUUCAAGGAUGACUGGAUUCGGCCUUCCCUCGUGGCCGGAGCGCUCCCAGCCGGCGCACACAGCGCCACUGACUAUGGGGGCAUGUCCAGCUUUGUCCCUCCUCCCCACAAACCCUCGGAGGACACGGACCCCCUCACCUCCACCCCAUCCAAACCCAGCAGCCCUCCGCCAGAAUUCUCCUUCAACACCCCAGGGAGGCAUGUUCAGCCUGUGGUGCUCCCCAGCGCCCAGUCCCACAGGCCCUAUGGCAUCGGCCUUAACUACGGAGCCUCUCCCUAUGCGAGCAUGCUCAACCAGGGCCUAGCUCGGCCAGAGAAUGGGCUGGGGAUUGGGAUGCACUUGGGAAUGGGUACAGGGAUGCCUUCUUCACAACAAGGCUACAGAACUGCCUUAGGUACGGCACCACAGCGAUUUGGAAGCAACCCUCUCCCAUCACAGUACAGCCAGUACAGACCCUGAGGUUUAGCACGGGAGGUGGAAUGUUCACAGAGAGAGUAUGUUAUGGUAUUUAUUUUGACGGGCCAGGACAUCCAUUCCGACUUUGGUGGAUUUUCUAUCUUUAUAUAUUUUUUUGUACUAUUCUAUAACCACAUUAGUUGGAAAUGAACUGUAGGCCUGUGUUCUAUGUGGCUUCAAAAGGAAUUAAAUCCAAUUUCUCCAUUUUUCUUGUGUUACAGCCCUAAUUUAAAAUGCAUUAAAAUGAGAGGUUUCAUUAAUCUACACACACUAUCCCAUCAUUUAAAGGAAACAUUUUUUUUUUUGAAAAUGUUACAAAUUAAUAAAAAUGAAAAACGGUUAUGUCUUGUGUGAAGUGUUCAACCCAUUUCUUUUGCCAAGCCUUAAUACAUUCAGGAAUAAACCGUUGCUUAACCAUCACAUGAUAACUUGUAUGGACUGACUGUGUGUAAUAAUUAACCUUAUGUACCCCACUCAUACAGUAAAUUAUCUGUAAGAUCCCCAAUCAAGUAGUGAAUUUUGUCACAUAGUCAAGCGUAAAGAGAAGGUUUUCCAGUCUCUUGAAAUAAAAGGCACUGAUUGCUAGUUGGGUAAGUCUCUAAAAAACCUUACAUGAAAUAUUCAUUCCAGCCUGGUAAAGCUAUUGAUUAAGUUUGGGUAUCAUAUCAGUUCCUACAAAGAUACAGGCGUCCUUCCUAACUCAGUUGCUGGUGAGGAAGUCAACUAUUAAAAAGUCAAGUUUAGAAGUUAGUUUAUCUGAGAUUGAUUGUUUGUUGUCCAAAAAAUACUAAUGUGGGCACUAAAUUACAUAAUGAAUAUUUGGAAUAUUAAGUUAGAAAUAUGGAUUGGUUUGAAGCCAAAAAUGUAUGAGCCCCCAAAACCACCUCUGCUCUACUGAGGUUUUCCCACAUACAGCUUGCAAGGCAUAUUACAUUAGCUAUGUUAGUCUGCUUUACUUCUGCUAACAAUGUAAAGCUGUAGAUCCACAUAAUCCACGUAAUCUACCAAAAAUAUGAAUUGUACCAUUACACACAACAUAUCUGAAUCGAUAUGUGUAAUUCCUUGACUUUGGAGAAAAAGCUUUUCCGAGGACAUUAUAAACAAUAUAGGUGUAAAAUUGAGUUGAAUCUACUUUAGAAAAUGUAUCACUAUUAUUCACAAUUGAAUUUAAUAGAUAUAACUUUAAUAUUUGAAUGAAAAUAUAUUGAAUUAACUAUCCAAGUCUCAUUAAUGACCUUUCUUGUUGAUACUUUUAUUCAUUUGUCUGCUUUAUCAGGAAUGGGUGAACAAAAUGCUCUCCCAUUCCUGAUCAAUUUCAUCAAACAUCUAUUUGAUGUGUACAAUUAUCAUGAAGUCUAUGUUGAAUCAUCCACAAUCCUCUGACCAUCGGACCAUGAGGCCCUUUGCUGGGAUAACUACAAAUACAUUUUUAAAAUUGAGUAAUUCAAAUAAGCGUUCUGUCUUUAUAUAUGACGUACAUACAUCUUAAGGAAAAUGCAAUACUCUACCUUUCUCCUCCAAAGACUGUUUGAGACUGUAUCCUAAACGCCCUACCUACUGUACACAUGAAAGUAAAAUAGACCAUCACAACAACUGUAGUAAGUCAAAGCUUUGAUGGAAAAUCUUACUCCACCCCCAUGCUACUGGAACGACCCCGCAUGGCUGUGAUUUUUGACCAACAUCCAACGCAAGGCGCAUUGUAUUGCAUCCACUUUUGGAAGGUGGUUAAAUGUCAGAGUUUAUUUGGCACUGUUGCUCAGCACACCUUUGUGUGAAAUCUAACCAGCUCUGCAUCAGUGAGUACCACUCUUCAUAUUUUCCCGCAGGUUGGAUCAUGUGGGUAUUCCUGUCAUUGGCAAGGACUGGGGAGGUUUUUGUUCUUCAUCAAUGAAACGAAAUAGAGCUGUGCUCAGGAAAAAUACGAGAGGGUCCUGGUUCAAUCUGUUUGUCUGUAGACACCGGAAGAUAAAUUCACAGACGGUUACACAGGACACAGGGCCAAAUCUACAGUCAUUGCUUUGUAGGUGUGAGAACUCCCUACAAACUUACCAAAAAGAAUCACCUUUCAUUUUAUAUUACUUUGUCGUUAGAGAAUGUUUCUUGGAUAAUGAAGACCAGUGCAUUUUUAUUUUUAUUGUAAUGCAACAAAAUGUGGGGGGAAAAAUCAAGGGUUGAAUACUUUUCAAAGGCACAAUAUGUAAUUUACUGUACCAGUUAACAUUUUUGUUAUGUUUGAGAACUGUGGAGGAUCUCUGGAUUUUGUACCAUCAAUGUGAUUCCAACAUGAAUUCACCUUUAUUAUUCUCUUGGUCAAGAUGGACGGUGUACUGUGACUGUUCCUACCUGUGGUGAUAUUUUUGGUUAGAAAACACUCGCCUAAAGUAGUGUAAUACAUAUGAUGGGAUAAUACUGUACAUUGAAUCUUUUAUAUGUUUUGCCAUGUAACUACUGCAUUACAAUCAUUUUGAUACACUUUAUUUCUUUAUUCCAAUUUAUUUGUGAGGGAGGGAUCUGUUUUUUGUCUUAUUUUUUUUUUAAACAUCUGUAAUAAAUUACACAAAACCUU